UUCUUGUUAUUUCCUGCAGUCUUGCUGGAUGGGCUGCUUCUAGAAAUGUUGAUCCCAAAUCCGCAAACAUUUCUAAAUAAUUGUUUGCUGGAGCCUGGAGGAUCGCAGUAGGGAGUCGUAGGAGGAAUGGCCGGGAACAUCGUCGUGGUUUUUGACUUUGAUCGCACGAUAAUCGACGAUGACAGUGACAGAUGGGUCGUGAAAGAGAUGGGCCUCACGCAGAUUUUCAACGAGCUUCGCUCUACCUUGCCUUGGACACCUCUAAUGGAUACGAUGAUGAAAGAGCUCCACUCGCAAGGGAUUAGGACGAAGGACAUUGCAGAGUGCCUGAAAAAGGUCUUAUUGCAUCCAAGCAUCAUUGCAGCUAUAAAAUCAGCCCAUGCUCUAGGAUGUGACUUGUGGAUAAUUAGUGAUGCUAAUAUGUUUUUCAUUGAGACAAUAUUGGAACAUCAUGGUAUAUUAGGAUGCUUUUCGCAAGUCAAUACAAACCCAACUCAUGUGGAUGAAGAAGGACGUCUUCAUAUCAUUCCAUUCCAUAAUUCAAGCAUGGCUCCUCAUAAUUGCCAUCUCUGCCCUUCAAAUAUGUGCAAGGGUUUAGUGAUUGACAAAAUCCGAGGUUCUUUACCUGAGAAAAAGAGGAGAUUGAUCUACGUUGGAGAUGGAACAGGUGAUUAUUGCCCAACAUUGAGGCUGGAGGGAGGUGAUUUUGUGAUGCCAAGGAGGAAGUAUCCUCUGUGGAAUCGGAUUUUCAGUAACAGAGAACAAGUUAACGCGCAAGUUCAUGAGUGGAGCAGUGGGGAGGAGUUAGAGGGCGUCCUAUCGAGCCUUAUCAAGAAAUUAGCAGUAGACGAUGCUGUUCGCGAUUCUUGUUUGGUGUACUCAUCUGAGUGCGUUGAGAGUGCUCAGUUCUUGAGUCAAGAUGCAUUCUCUCAGACUCUUCAUGUUCCCAUCUAGCAAUUUUAAGAUUCAUCCUUGUUAGAUGAAGGCUGUUUAGCACUUCUAACAGGAUAUACUAAGAACUUCUAGAUAAUCCCCCCUUUUUCCUCCCUCUGUAGUGCUUUCACUUGAGAAUGGAGCAUUGGCAGGCCAUUUAAACAAUUAUGGUAAUAUUAAAAAUCAUAAAAGGUAUAUAAGAUGUGGUGCAUGCAUUGUUA
Messenger RNA from Prosopis cineraria, 1154 nucleotides. Its product is annotated as thiamine phosphate phosphatase-like protein. Gene Ontology annotation, molecular function: phosphatase activity. Lineage: Eukaryota; Viridiplantae; Streptophyta; Magnoliopsida; Fabales; Fabaceae. The coding region runs from base 127 to 954 and encodes 275 amino acids. The record is from RefSeq and is a predicted model, not a curated record. The transcript is spliced from 4 exons.